UAGCUCUUGGUCCCACACAUGGCUUUGAGAUCACGUGACUAACGUAGUCUCGGCUUGGGCUGUUUCCGUCCACAAAAUGGCAGCUCCCACAUCAUCGGUUGCUAUAGCCGCUGCGAACGGGGAUAUCAUGGCAGUGAAACAACUUAUUGUCCAUGGUGCUAAUGUCAAUGAGCGAUCUAAGGACGGCAUGACCCCACUUGCAAUAGCUGCCUUCUGGGGAUAUGCAGAAAUAGUCAAGUUACUACUAGAAAAUGGCGCAGAAUGUAAUCAGUGCAACAGAGGAACACUUUGGACACCACUACAUUGUGCAACUUUUCAAGGUCAUGGAAAAGUUAUUAUGCAUCUCUUGGAUUAUCCUGUUGAUAUGCUUGCCAAAGACUCCCAAGGAAGGACACCAGUAGAUUUUGCUUCUGCCAUUGAUGCCAUCUGGCCAUUUUUUGAAGUUGCUGGAUGCAGGCAGACAUCCAAAGCUGAUCUCAUAAAAAUGGAUAUUAUUAAAAAGAUUUUGCCAACUGAUCCCUUCCCCAUUAAGACAGAUCUACUGAGCUUAACACAACCAGGGUCAGCUUAUGUCUUCAACACCGACUCUCUUCUUAACAAUAGGAGCGACACCACAAAGGCAAUGGCAGCAGCUGCAGGUGAUGUGCUGGCUGGGGAUGAAGAUGUUCAUAAUGUCUACAGCAAACCGUACUCAGGCAUGUCCAUCUGGCACAGCUGACCAUGCCAAACCUCACUUAACGGAUUUACUUAUUAUGAAUUUUUCAACAAAUUUUGCAGGAACCAUGUGCAGAUUAAUAAUAAUAAUCCUAAGAAACAUUUCUAUAGCCAAUAGCACUUACAGAAAUGACAUACAGACUGAAUCACUAACAACCACAAAACAGAUAUGUUCGCGUUAACCAUAGAUACCCGCCCUACGCGAAGUAAAUUACAGAAAACAUUAUACAGGGUCACUCGCUGUUCAGAAAAAGAUGUGGACUUAAAAGUGGCAAGAGAAUUAGAGGCAGACAGUUAAUCUGUUUCAAGUUGAAGGACCCUGGUAAGAGAAAGACCUCUGGCCACAUAUCUUUCUUUGCUAGAAGCUUGUUGGGAAAUGAACAAAAAAGUGAAUGUAUAGGUGGCAAUCAGGACCAGUGCAAGAAAAAGGAAGUGGGAAGUGUGUAGGCUUUAUGAUUAGCAGCCAGUGAAUAGAGCAAAUGAUGGGUGAUAUAUGUUCACAUCUAGAUGGUCUGCAGAUUUGGCUAACAGCAUUAUUCUGUAUUCUUUGCAGUCUGUCACCUAAAGAGAAUUACAACAGUAAAUCCUUGAGCAUAAAGACUAUACUAUGCAGAGAGUAUUGAAUAAUAAGGAAGUCUUUGAUAAAACACCAAAAGAUUAAAUAUGUAUAUUGAUAAUUGUUACUAGUAUCGUUUGUACCCUUAUGAAAGACGUAUCUUAAUAUAUUGACUAGUGUGUUAUAUUCCCCUUAACUCUGCCUAACAUCAAAACAAUGUCUACUAACCCUAGCCUGUAAAUGCCUUUCUGUAGUCAAAUCAUGGUGUUUGUCUGACCCUUCUGAGCAUCACCUCUUCCAUGAAGUACUAAGCAUUAGCCAUUUUUCUAGACUGCAAACAUCUCAGGGUCUUUCACACACCAACAGUAACAAAAUUGCUGUAUUAACCAGCUUAGCAUGAUCAUUGCAUUCCCAGGAAAUUUUUAUUACUUGUAGUAAGCUUUGUCCUUUCCCAAAAUGUAAAGGUUUUUUGGUGUGAUGAUUACAUCAAAGAAGCAAUAAUAAAAGAUACUUCACCCACUGG
This is a messenger RNA of Pomacea canaliculata, 1793 nucleotides long. RefSeq names its product ankyrin repeat domain-containing protein 50-like. Gene Ontology annotation, molecular function: protein binding. Lineage: Eukaryota; Metazoa; Mollusca; Gastropoda; Architaenioglossa; Ampullariidae. The transcript is spliced from 7 exons. The record is from RefSeq and is a predicted model, not a curated record. The coding region runs from base 77 to 718 and encodes 213 amino acids.